AUGGUGAGGGUAAGGUUGGUGGUAAGGGUCAGGUUGUUAGUGAGGGUGGAUCUGGAGGGUGACGGUAAAAGGUUGAUAGAAAUGAGGGUGAAGGCGAGAGUGUGAUUUUCAUAGUGCUGUUGCAAUAGAGGGACGAAAAGGACUGAAAGAUCUAAAGGGACUAAAAGUAAACUGGGAUAAACUCAAUUUCUCGUGGACCCCUCUCGGCGUCCCUUUGGUCCGCCACGACCGACUGUUUAAAUUUCUGGCAGAAUAUAGAGGAUGGUAUGUAUAAAAUUCUUCUACGAGUACCACGAAACCCCUGAGACGGUACUGUAUGAUGCAUAGUACAGAAACGGAAGAUUGAUCUUGAAUUCGGAUUCUCCCUUUUCAGUUUCCUCUGAUCAAAAUCUCAGCAAGUUUCGAUAAUGCAUUAUCAGUUAAAGGACGGGUCCGCAUAAGACCACGAAUCGGCCCAUUCGACGUUUUUGGUGGAAAUACCCUAUAUUUAUAUGCGGGAUGAUGAUUCUCGAUUGAAAGGAUACUUUUAUGCUAAAUCCGGUU
This is a messenger RNA of Didymodactylos carnosus, 543 nucleotides long. The record is from the annotation of a GenBank genome assembly. Lineage: Eukaryota; Metazoa; Rotifera; Eurotatoria; Philodinida; Philodinidae.